Messenger RNA from Euleptes europaea (tarantolino), 2286 nucleotides. Its product is annotated as zinc finger protein 420-like. Gene Ontology annotation, molecular function: DNA-binding transcription factor activity, RNA polymerase II-specific; RNA polymerase II cis-regulatory region sequence-specific DNA binding. Gene Ontology annotation, biological process: regulation of DNA-templated transcription. The record is from RefSeq and is a predicted model, not a curated record. The transcript has 6 exons. NCBI's taxonomy places the organism in Eukaryota, Metazoa, Chordata, Lepidosauria, Squamata, Sphaerodactylidae. The coding region runs from base 1 to 2286 and encodes 761 amino acids.
AUGCAGCAAGCUCAGGACGGGGUGUCCUUUAAAGAGGUGGCUGUGUAUUUCACCAAGAGGGAGUGGACCCUCCUGCACCCAGCCCAAAGAUCUAUGUAUAAGGAAGUCAUGCUGCAGAAUUUUGGGAAUGUGGCCUCUCUGGGACCUGAGAUGGCUAAACCUGACCUCAUAUCCUUGCUGGAGGAGGAGGAAGAGCCGUUUCUCCUGAUCUCUGAAGAAGAAAAGGGAUUGGCAGGACCCGAGAUGGUGAAACCUGGCCUCAUAUCCCAGCUGGAAGAGGAGGAAGAGCUGUUUCUCCUGAGCUCUGAUGAAGAGGAGGGAGUGGCAGGAGAGAAUAAAUAUAAAUGCCUGGAGUGUGGGAAAAGCUUCCACUGGAGUGGAAAUCUUACCAUCCAUCAAAGAAUUCAUACUGGGGAGAAACUAUACACAUGCAUGGAGUGUGGGAAAAGCUUCAAUUGGAGUGACAGUCUUACUUUCCAGCAAAUAAUUCACACAGAAGAUAAACCAUAUAAAUGCCUGGAGUGCAGGAAGAGCUACAAGAGUGGAAAACUAACUUCCCAUCAAGGAAUUCACACAUGGGAGAAACCAUACACGUGCAUGGAGUGCGGGAAAAGCUUCAGUCAGAGUAACAGUUUUAUUUCCCAUCAAAGAAUUCACACAGGAGAGAAACCAUACACAUGCAUAGAGUGCGGGAAAAGCUUCAGUUGGAGUAACAGUCUUAUUUCCCAUCAAAGAAUUCACACAGGUGAGAAACCAUAUAAAUGCCUGGACUGUGGGAAAUGCUUCCGUGAGAGUGGAAAACUUACUACUCAUCAAAGAAUUCACACAGGGGAGAAACCAUAUCAGUGCCUGGAUUGUGGGAAAAGCUUCAGAUCGUAUAACGGUCAUACUUAUCAUCAAAGAAUUCACACAGGGAACAAACCAUAUCAUUGCCUAGAUUGUGGGAAAAGCUUCUGUUCAAAUAAUGGUCUUACGUACCAUCAAAGAAUUCACACAGGUGAGAAACCAUAUACAUGCCUGGAGUGUGGGAAAGGGUUCAUUCAGAAGAAAAGCCUUACUUCCCAUCAAAGAAUUCACAGGGAGGAGAAUCCAUAUCAUAGCCUGGAGUGCAGGAAAAGGUUCCGUUCGAAUAACAGACUUACUUCCCAUCAAAGAAUUCACUCAGGGGAGAAACCAUAUAAAUGCCUGGAGUGUGGGAAAACCUUCAGUUCGAAUAACGGUCUUACUUCCCAUCAACGAAUUCACACAGCAGAGAAGCCAUAUCAAUGCCAGGAGUGCGGGAGAACCUUCAGACAUAAACUCAGUCUUACUUUCCAUCAAAGGGUUCACACAGGGGAGAAACCAUAUACAUGCAUGGAGUGUGGGAAAAGCUUCAGUCGGAAUGAUAGUCUUAGUAUCCAUCAAAGAAUUCACACAGGGGAGAAACCAUUUAAAUGCCUGGAGUGUGGGAAAAGCUUCAUUUUGAGUAACAGUCUCACUUCCCAUCAAAGAAUUCACACAGGGGAGAAACCAUAUCAAUGCCUUGAAUGUGGAAAAAGCUUCAGUCAGAGGGGAAGCCUUACUACCCAUCAAAAAAUUCACAGUGGGGAGAAACCGUAUACAUGCUUGGAUUGUGGGAAGAGCUUUAGUGAGGGUAGAGAACUUUCUUCCCACCAAAGAAUUCACAAAGGGGAGAAACCAUAUAAAUGUGUGGAGUGCGGGAAAAGCUUCAAACAGAAUGCCAAUCUUAUUUACCAUCAAAGGAGUCACACAGGGGAGAAACCAUAUCAAUGCCUGGAGUGUGGGAAAAGUUUCAGUCGGAAUGACACUCUUACUUAUCAUCAAAGAAUUCAUACAGGGGAGAAACCAUAUCAAUGCCUAGAAUGUGGGGAAAGCUUCAGUUGGCAUAGCCGUCUUACUUUUCAUCAAAGAGUUCACACAGGCGAGAAACCAUAUGAAUGCCUGGAGUGCGGAAAAAGCUUCAGUUCACGUGGUUAUCUUACUAUGCAUCAAAGAAUUCACACAGGGGAAAAACCAUAUAAAUGCUUGGAGUGUGGAAAAAAUUUCAGUCGGAAUGACAGUCUUGUUACCCAUCAAAGAAUUCACACAGGGGAGAAACCAUAUAAAUGCCUGGAUUGUGGGAAAAGCUUCCGUCUGUGUGCACAACUUACAUACCAUCAAAGGAGUCACACAGGGGAGAAACCAUAUAAAUGCCUGGAGUGUGGGAAAAGUUUCAGACAUAAUUACACUCUUACUUCGCAUCAAAGAAUUCACAUGGGAGAAACUACACAAAUGCCUGGAGUGUAG